Endocarpon pusillum Z07020 is the source of this 1029-nucleotide messenger RNA. RefSeq lists its product as uncharacterized. Gene Ontology annotation, cellular component: nucleus; Ino80 complex. The transcript has 3 exons. Lineage: Eukaryota; Fungi; Ascomycota; Eurotiomycetes; Verrucariales; Verrucariaceae. Gene Ontology annotation, biological process: chromatin remodeling. The record is from RefSeq and is a predicted model, not a curated record. Bases 1 to 1029 code for a protein of 342 amino acids.
AUGAAUAUCAAUCAAGAAGAGUCUUUCCAUGAAAAGGCCGACAUCAAUUCGGAGCCACCGCUUAGAACUUCGUACAAGUCGUACCGGAGGAAGUACCGUAAAAUCAUGGUCAGAUUCGAGGACAGAAUGCGUGAGAGCAACAACCUGUACAGUAAACAUCAACGACUGCUUGAUAUAUCGCGCCGACUAGGCGAACAAAAUGAUCAGUUACUCGAGCUGCUCCACGAUCUUAACGCAGCUCCUCAAGUACCACCUUCCCGUCGCUACGAUCUUCAACCUCCCGCUACUAUACAUAAAGAACUAGAGCAUGAGGACGAACGGAAGACGACCUUCUCUGAUCCCAACAUCCCUUCAGCAGCGUUGCAUGAAGCUCGCCAAAGCUCAAGAAAUGGUAACACGUCAAUUAGUGACUCCCGUCAAACGGAGGAGUCAAUGCGCCAAAGCAAAGACCCAAAGCCUAUGAAAUCAUACGCGUCGCUUUCGAAGAUCCCGUAUGCAUCGUUUAACAACUCAAAAUUCGACAACAACUCCAUAGAUACACCGCUCAACGGGUUUCCUGCACCCCUGGAAGAAGAACGGUACUUAGAAGGUUUAGAUUCCUACCUCAACGGUACCGCUCCAACACCACGGCCCUUUACGGCGGCCGCUACUCGUGGUGGGGAGCGCUUAAGUGAGAAAGACAGAGAAAUGGCUUUGAAGAAUCCAGUGUCUGUUUACAAUUGGCUGCGAAAGCACCAACCACAGGUUUUCUUGCAGGAUAACGAAGCUCAUUCAGAGAAGCCGAGCACAAGACCAGCAACGUCUCGUGCUUCGAAACGGGCCAGUGCCGUCAAGCAGGAGCCAGAUCUCUACGAUGAAGAUGGUAUAGCAUUGGAUGUAGGGGCAAACUCGAGAGGCAAACGUAAGCGCGACGACGAUGGUGGUUAUCGGCCAAAGGGUGGAAAUGGUCGUCCAGUGAAACGGAAAAAGGACGACGGUUCCGCUUCCGCCAAAAAGAGCAAAAGAGGUUCCAUUAGCGGACUGACGUAG